AGAGGGUAAGAGAUCUAGAAACUUGGAGAACAUGGUGAACCAACAUUUCUUUCAGCCUCUUCUUCCCGGCUUCCACAGCCACUUGACCAUUCCUGUAGCCUUCUGCUCCAAGCAUGUAGAAGGAAGAAAUGAGCACAUGACUACGGCGAAGCUGAGAUCAGACAUAUCGGACGAUAUAACCUGGAAAGUGAAGAUAGAAGAUGGCCGGAAACUCACUGAUGGUUGGAAAGAGUUCGCUCUCGCGCACGAUCUACGAGUUGGUGACAUUGUCAUUUUCAGACAAGAGAAAGACAUGGCUUUCCACGUUACACUGUUCGGACCCAGUUGCUGUGAGAUUCAGUAUGGAUCUUGUUUGAAAAAGAAGAACAAGCUCAAGCUCAGUAAGAUUCAAAACAAGAAGAAAGUGAAGAAGAAGAAUAAGAAAAAAUAUGUAGAGUCUUCUCUGCUAGAUCCCUCUUGUUUUGUGAAUAAUGUCAGGCCUUCAAGCCUCCGAGAUAACAGACUGACUCUUCCAAAGCGUUUUGUGAGGGAAAAUGGUCUAGAGACAAGAUGUGGAGAGAUUGUUCUGAUGAAUGAAAAGGGUAGAUCAUGGAAUUUAAAUUUGGCACGAAAGGAUUCAUGUGGAACUAUGUCUAUCACAGGAGGAUGGAAAAGCUUCUGUAAUGCCAGUGGACUUCGAGCUGGAAGUUUAUUUACUUUCAAACUGAUCAAAAGAGGAGACACUCUGGUUCUACUCAAGUCCCCCUCUUCCAUAAAGUCUGCAGAAGAAGAUUGCUUAGAAGCUUAUGAGAUAGAGCCGGACAGAGAAGAAGCAAGCAACCAAGAUGAGAAGCCUAGACUGUUAUGGAAAGCCUCUACAUCUUCACCAUCUCAGAAAAAGCCUAGAUCCUUAUGGAAAGCCUCUACAUCUUCACCAAGCCAAAACCUAUUUCUGACAUUAACUCUCAAAACUUCGGACGUCAAAAACUCAAGACUGUUUAUCCCGGUAAACUUCACAAGGCUGCAUGGCAUCAACAAGGAAACUGAAAUGGCUAUGUUGGAUAAAAACGGUGUGAAGUGGUCUACGUCUCUACGGUCUGAGACGAGUGGUGGUGAUAGAAUAAGAUUGGUAGGAGGUUGGAAAGAGUUCUUCAAAGCUAACUGUGUGGAGAUUGGUGAAUCCAUCAUUGUGAAGCUGAUUUGGGAAGGAGACAAAAGUUGUGUCCUUGAGUUCUACUCCAAGGUGAAGCAAGAGACCAAAUGA
Molecule: messenger RNA, 1243 nt
Organism: Brassica oleracea var. oleracea
Lineage: Eukaryota; Viridiplantae; Streptophyta; Magnoliopsida; Brassicales; Brassicaceae
Product: B3 domain-containing protein REM14-like
Exons: 5
Coding region: 32-1243 (403 amino acids)
Molecular function (GO): DNA binding
Source: RefSeq, a predicted model, not a curated record